Pomacea canaliculata is the source of this 5468-nucleotide messenger RNA. RefSeq names its product trafficking protein particle complex subunit 11-like. The record is from RefSeq and is a predicted model, not a curated record. The coding region runs from base 308 to 3664 and encodes 1118 amino acids. The transcript is spliced from 32 exons. Lineage: Eukaryota; Metazoa; Mollusca; Gastropoda; Architaenioglossa; Ampullariidae.
AAGGUAAAUAUGUCAGUUUUCUAAAACACUAGGCGUGCAUCAAACAUUUGCGUUGCUGUGAGUAAAUUGAUAUCAAACAGCUUGAAUUAAAAAAAAGUAGUUUUUUCAUUUGGGAUUUCAAAAACAUUUUACAAAAUCAGUCCUUACAAUUUGGACAGAGACUGUCCAGACAGUUCUCAAAUGGCUCAAGUUGACAAAAUGUUCUUUAUCGGUACUUUGUAAAAGAACGUCUGCAUCACUUCCGAGGUUUUGAUGCUGAAGACAAUGUUUUAGUCUGGCAGCAUCUUAAGACUCAACUAACACAGAAAUGGCAUGGGCCAGUGAGCUGCCCGCAGAACUACUAUGCCGACCUGUAGGCCUUGUAGUGCUGACAGGCUUGGACACAACCUACAAUGCAGUUCACAAGGCAGUAUGGGACUCAUUCUGCAAUAACCGGCGACCAGAUCGUGUCCCAUUGCAUUUUCGUUCGCUGGGUGCUGACCAUGUGUACCCCAAGUGCAAGUCAAAGAGAACAUCCUAUGAGUGGUACAUUCCAAAAGGCAUAUUAAAGACUGGUUGGAUGAAGAAACACCUGUAUGAAAUUCCAGCUGUAGUAGUUAUCUUCUUUGACCUGGACUGGGAUGAGCCUUUGUGGAAGGAGCGGCAGAUGGAAUGCUCAACUCGAGUAGAGAUUGUGAGGAACAGUUUGCAAGGCCGAGGGACCAAAAUCGCUGUUGUUCUUCUCCAAAAAACAGCUCCACUUCCUCCUGGUGAGGAUGUGGUGGCAGCAGAGCGAGCAGCGACCUUUUGUAGUGCAUGUGAUAUCUCAGCCAAGUCACUCUAUGUCCUGCCUCAGACUGACCAUCUGCUGGGUUAUACCAUUAGAUUAGAGAACGCAUUUUAUGAGCUUGCUCAGAGUUACUACCACACUGAAGCAAGGAAGGUGAAGUCACACAAGGACUUCCUUAACAAGACUACACACCAGCUUUUGUUUGUGAGGCAUCAGUUUAAAACUGCUUUUUUUAAUGAGCUCAAGCAAGACACUCAUACUGCCCUGAAGCACUAUAAACAAGCCUAUGGUCACAUUUUGGAACAGAGAAUGCAUGACACCAACAUGCUGGAAAUCAAAACUAUUGCUGGUUUUGUCAAUUAUAAGAUAUGCCGACUUUCGUUUCAACAUAAUGUUCCUCUGGAUGCCAUUGCUCAGUUCCGGAAGCAUAUAGACUUUUUCAAGAACAGGGCUGGUAUUCCUGAACUGGCGUUUGAGCAUAGUGCUUGGAUGUCAAGACAGUUUCAGGUGUUUGGGGAUCUCUUUGAUGAGGCCAUCAAACUUGGACUAACAGCCAUUCAGACCCAGCACCCUGGAUUCUACUACCAACAGGCUGCCAAUCAUGCUAUAUUCCGCAAACAGCUGUGUCAUGGUCUGUGUGUGGAGCAAGAAGGAAAAGUGCAACACUCAAUACUUGAUGGACUAGAAUCUCUGGACUUUUAUGGCCAGAGACCUUGGCGCCAGGGUCACCAAAGCAUUGAACCUCCAGAUGUACAUAGAGAAAAAGAAGGCAUUGCAGCACUUCAGGCACUAGAGAGAAAAGUAGACCAUUCCUGGAUGGUGAUUCCCCUUCUUAGCAGUGCUGUGGCUCAGUUUCGCAAAUACAAGUCUCCACGUAUGAAGAGAUAUCUGAUGGUACAAAUGGGGGAAGAGUACUUCCAUGCUAAAGACUAUGGUAAAGCACUCAUGCUGUUAAAUAAAGUCAUGUGGGACUAUCGGGCAGAAAGGUGGUGGCCACUUCUGACAGCAAUCCUUGAAACAUCACUUAAGUGUGCAUACCUUACAGCUCGUGUGCAGGAGUACGUCUCUAACUGCAUGGAACUUAUUGGUGAACAUUCCCAAUGCACUCAGGACAAAAAGGCCAGGAUUCAGUUAAACCUCAUUCAGGUUUUAUCACAUGAAACGCCCAGUUCUGAACCAGGCUUAGAUCAGAGCUGUGUAGAGCAGGCGGCCAGACUGUGGGGGGAACUAAAAUCACACCCAUCUGUUUUCACAAUCGAAAUGCAAGGACUUAUACCCUUUGUGGAAUGCAAAGCUCGUUUUGUGAAUGAAGUGGUUGCUGCAGAUGCAGAGGUUGAGCUGGAAGUCUGCCUCAAAGUAACUUCUCCUCUGUCAGUGCAGUUUACAAAGCUAAACCUCCAAUUCAGCAACCAGGUAUAUAAUCAGUACUGUGAAGUGGUUGACAAUCAUGACACAACAGCAGCAUCGGCUUCAAAGGAUGAAUGUAACAGCGAUGAUCUCCAUUUGGAACCUGGGCAUCCUAGACUGUACCACUUCUCAUUCUUGCCAUCCAAAGAGGAUGUUGGAGGACAGAUAGAGAUUUCAUCCAUCACUCUUGAGAUGGGCUCAGAAAAUGGCUGCUGUGCAACCCUGCGCUGGAUUGGUGCUGGCGUAGGAGAGAUUGUGGGAAGGCCGCCAUUGGUGCCACGUUCUUCCAGGAAGGCUUCAGGUGGCAGUCUCAACUGGGACACAUUUCAAUCCUUUCCUACCAUCAGGGUAACACCACGCCAGGCCCAGGUGGAACUGGUCCUUGAUCACCAACCUCCAUGCUUGCUAAAUGAGUUCUACAGCAUCAGUGUCACUGUGACCAAUAUAGAAGUCACAGACAUUCAUGCAACAAGAUUGUCUCUAGGUCUUCACCAGGGAGUGGAUACUGCAGAUUCCGCCACUCACAUCAGUGUCGAAAAUCCAGAUUUUGAUGGUAAGAUUCACUCCAAGAGAAUUGAAGUCGAUAUUGGGACUUUGAAGAAAGGAGAAAAGGUGACACAACGAUUUUUUAUCAAGUGUCUUCAGUCUGGUACCCGCACAUUUUCUGUCAAGGUGGACUACAACAUUGAUGCCAAGAUGCAGCGGCAGACUGUCAGCUGCGCUUGCCACAAAGAGGAGACCAUUUCUAUCAAUACUGUGACACCAUUUGAAGUUUCUCUCAGGCUCGAAUCACUCAAGUUUGAGGCUGUUGAGGCAGUCCAUGCUGAGGAGCCCUUCCUGCUAAUGACUGAGAUUCGUUGCACUGCACCGUGGCCUGUUGAGAUCAAAGCCAGCAGCAUUCUCCUGAAUCAGUUUAUUAAGACAGCCAGUGAUGUCUUUGAAUCCCAGCUUGAAGGUGUGAAGCUUAACAGGCAAGAGUGUGGAGCUGAAUGUCUGUGUCUGGUAGCUGCUGCUUGUGUUCAGCCAUCUGUUGCCAUGGGAACAUACACUCUUCACUGGCGAAGACAAGGUGAGGACCUGCCCUAUGUGACCUCGACAUUCUCCCUUCCGGUGGUGAAUAUUGAGCAUAUCCCCAUUGCUGUUCACCUUCAACUGCCAGCAUUUGGUCGGGUCAAAACUUUGCUACCACUUACUUAUACCAUACGAAACCGCACACCUUAUGUACAGGAACUUGAAGUCAACAUGGAGUCCACAGACAACUUCAUGUUCUCUGGUAACAAGCAGACCCGGUUUCGCGUGCUACCUAGUGAAGAGCACCAACUGCUGUAUAACUUCUUCCCACUGGUGGCUGGUCAGGUGGUGUUGCCUCGGCUUCACGUGAACAUGUUGCGCUACCCUGGCACAAUGGAUGACCUGGUGCACAGCAUGUUGCCAUCUCACAUCUUUAUCAGGCCUGUGGGGAAAUCACUUCAAAUGCCAACAGGAUGAGGGGCAAACAUCUAGCUCUUUGAUGCGCCUCCCACUUUGCUGUGAUCAAAAUAGUGCACCACUGUAGUGCUAUACAGUCCGGUCUCUUGUUUCAUUCACCAUCCUGUGUGUGUAAUCAGGCUAAAGUGUACAAUAUUACAAAAAGCAGACAUUUAUAUUGAUGUGACUAUUGUAUUUAUAUCAACUUUAUUUUCACCCAUCUCCAUCUCUCCAUGCAGUAAGAACUGUGAAAAUCAUUCCACGGAACCCUGGAGUUGAAAUUCUUGUGAUGCAAAUUCUUAUCAAAGCAUGGCGAACAGAGGGUGAUUUUUCUUUUUGUUUCACUGUUGUCAUGUAUUAUUGGUCUCAGUGGCAAACCACUCACAGCAGAAUAUCUGAAGAAGACACUGCAGAAGGCAGAAAUGGUUGCAUUUACCCAUCACAGAGUCUUAAAAACGUGCAAUAAAAUAAAAUUACAUUUUUACCUAAUUGUUAGUCAUACUGUUAUCUCAUCCUCCCUCUGUCUUCAGUCUUCUAUGUAAAAUUUAUCCUUGUCCAUCUUUCCAUUCCUUCAUGUGCUUCUUAUUGACCUAGUUUUUUUUUAUGACAAGCAGGAAUUGUAUGCACCUGUAGACACUUGAUUCUGCACUAUGUAAACCACAUUUCUUUUUUGAUUGUUUUUAACUACUAUUAAAUGUGGUUGACAAGUAAGCUUAUUUUAAAAGCUGAAAGCACUUACACAUAGGACCUGCCUGGUGCUAAUACUUACCAUACGACCUUUGGUCAGUGCACAUUAACCAGUGGCGGUCAGCAGCAAGUCAAAGCAGACUUACUAAUAAACACCAGCAGUUUGAAACUCACACAAGUAAUUGUGAGUAGUUGUUUUAUCGUGACUGGUUGUUUGAUAUUGAUCAUAAGAAGCUUUAUGUUACUUGAAAUCUUUGAAGUUAUAUGCUUUGCCUGUUUAAGAAUUAAGCAUUGCAUUUUUUUCAAACGAGAAAUUAAAUGAAAUCCAUAAGAUAGAAACUGGAACAUGUUGGAAACAGGAUGUUUCUGUGCACGUGUGAUUGGUUUUAUUAGCUGUGGAAAAUUGCAUAUCAUUCAUUUACACACGUUCACAACAAAUUCACAUGCUUUGUAUCAGUGCAGAGUUUAGUUCUACAUACUGCUCCUAAUCUAACAGCUGUUUGAACUAAAACGUGGAGGAGACAUCCCUUCCUAUAUAGAUAAAAUUAUAUACUUGUUCCUACUUUUUACAUUUAACUGGUCCACUGAUAACAGAUAAAGUAUAUUCUCUGUUGCAAAAGACUUGUUGUAUAUCUUGCUUUAGGGUGUAAGAGACAAUGUGAGAUUGUUACAUAUUGCACACAUCAAACACACUGUUCUGCACUUAGCUACCUCUGAUGUGUGGGGUAAAGCGCUAUGUAGAUUCACUUCUUUCCCUCAAACGAUAAUGGGACGCCCGGUGGUAUAGUGCUUAAACACGCGCUUGUCACCACUGCAGUGAGCGGCUCAGGGUUCAAAUCUCGUCUCGGGACACUCUAUAUGUGACAUCUGUUCACAUGUCAGAAUCGGGGUUUUCUCCGGGUACUCCGAUUUUCUCCCCUUCCCUUUCCGCCCAUAGUGCGAAAUCGCCGCAAGGUGGGAGCACUUUCUACUAAAUAAACCAACCAACUCAAACGAUAAUCUUCCUGGUUGCCUUCAAGUGCAUGCUGUAGUGGGCGUCAACGACAAAAAUAAUUUUUAAAAAUACAUGUAGAUCAGAAAAAUGAAAGGGACGUAAUCUGGAAGAAACGAAAAGAAUUCGAAAUAUUUUGUAUUUAUU